AUGCCGACUGUGAAGAACGGCAAAACGUUUGGAAGCGCCGAAAUGAAGGUCAAGGCGAGAGGUUCUAACAGCGGGUGCGCCCCCACAAAGCCUAACGAGAUAAGGGACUUAGUAGGGAGGACAGAGCAUCACGUCAAAAACGCCGGAGACUUUGUCGACAAGAUUCGAGGAAUUGAACUCCAACCAGAAGUUAUCCUGGUGAGCUUUGAUGUUACAUCCAUAUUUACAAAAGUACCCGUCGACGAAGCCCUGGAGGAACUACAUCGAAGACUAAUCGCAGAGGACAAGGAUGAGAGCCUAAUGGAUUUGGCAAAAGUGUGCCUUCUUCCUUCCGGGACCAUUUCUACGAACAGACGGAGGGAGCAGCAAUGGGUUCAGUUAUCUCCAGUCCUGGCCAAUAUACACAUGGAAGCCUUUGAGAAGAAAGCCCUGGAAUCCACAACGUUGAAGCCUAAGUGCUGGUACCGAUAUGUUGAAGACACCUUCAUCAUCUGGCAACACCGUCGCGAAUUUCCUGGAUCACAUCAAUGGGAUACAUCCAGAUAUCCAGUUUACCAUGGAAGUAGAGAAAAAAAUUCCGCCCUUUCCUUCUUGGAUGUUUUGGUUGAGAGGAAACCAGACGGCACUUUAAGACAUCGAGUAUAUAGGAAGACAACUCACACGGACAGAUAUCUGAAUGCAGAGUCCCACCACCACUGA
Molecule: messenger RNA, 699 nt
Organism: Anoplophora glabripennis (Asian longhorned beetle)
Lineage: Eukaryota; Metazoa; Arthropoda; Insecta; Coleoptera; Cerambycidae
Exons: 2
Coding region: 1-699 (232 amino acids)
Source: RefSeq, a predicted model, not a curated record